Molecule: messenger RNA, 2434 nt
Organism: Archocentrus centrarchus (flier cichlid)
Lineage: Eukaryota; Metazoa; Chordata; Actinopteri; Cichliformes; Cichlidae
Gene: nox1
Product: NADPH oxidase 1
Exons: 13
Coding region: 131-1831 (566 amino acids)
Biological process (GO): superoxide anion generation; defense response
Cellular component (GO): NADPH oxidase complex; plasma membrane
Molecular function (GO): superoxide-generating NAD(P)H oxidase activity
Source: RefSeq, a predicted model, not a curated record
UGUUUCCUUGUCUCAUCACCAUCGCACACCUCUGAAUGAAGGAGGAGUCCAAACAGCAGGUAUACAAUAAAAAGUGCGAGCAGGCUGAGGAUGCAGUGGAGCUGCUGCGAGUCGAGAUAGAGUGCUCAACAUGGCGAACUGCAUUGUCAACUACGGAUUUUCAUCCUUUAUAUUGAUAGUCUGGAUGGGCAUCAACAUCUUCCUUUUUGUAUGGUUUUAUCUGUUUUACGACCUGGGAGAACAGUUCUUCUACACGCGUCAUAUUUUAAAGUCUGCCUUGCCUUGGGCCAGAGCUCCUGCAGCUGUCCUCAACUUUAACUGCCUGCUGAUCCUCCUCCCGGUGUGCAGGAACCUGCUGUCUCUGCUCCGAGGCUCCUUUGUGCGUUGUAGCAGAACAAUGAGGAAACAACUGGACAAAAAUCUGACUUUCCACAAGCUGGUGGCGUACAUGAUUGCUCUGAUGACAGCUGUUCAUACGAUCGCCCAUUUGUUCAACUUGGAGCGGUACAACAACAGUAGACAAGGUGUUUAUGAUGAACUCAGCACCACCCUGUCCAAUCUGGAUGACACAGAAAACACCACCUACCUGAACCCAGUCCGCAUAACCAAGCUCGAUCCCCAGCAGAUUCCCACCUACUUUGCCUUCACCACCAUCGCCGGCCUCACGGGUGUCGUCAUCACUCUGGCGCUCAUCCUCAUUAUCACCUCCUCCAUGGAGGUCAUCAGACGCAACUACUUUGAAGUGUUCUGGUACACUCACCACCUCUUCAUCAUCUUCUUCGCCGGUCUCGUCUUUCACGGAGCAGGGCGCAUUGUGAGGAGCCAAAAGAAGACAGAUCCACCACACAACACAAGCUUUUGUAAAGACCACCCUGACGACUGGGGACAGAUUCCUGAGUGUCCCAUCCCUCAGUUUGCAGGAGGGUUUCCGCUGACCUGGAUGUGGGUGAUCGGCCCAAUGGUUAUUUAUCUUUGCGAGCGCCUAGUGCGUUUCAUUCGUUACAUGCAGAGAGUCAGAUACAAGAAGAUUGUGAUGCGACCAUCUAAAGUGCUGGAGCUGCAGCUGGUGAAGAACGGUUUCAAAAUGGAGGUGGGUCAGUACGUCUUCAUCAACUGCCCGGCCAUCUCACAGCUGGAGUGGCACCCAUUCACCAUGACCUCUGCGCCCGAGGAGGACUUCUUUAGCAUCCACAUCCGCUCAGCUGGGGACUGGACCGACAAACUCAUCGACAUCAUGCAGAAGCUACCAGAGGGAGCAGAGGGACCCAAGUUGGGUGUGGACGGACCUUUUGGCACAGCCAGUGAGGAUGUGUUCGACUAUGAGGUCAGCAUGCUGAUCGGUGCCGGCAUCGGCGUCACUCCCUUUGCCUCCAUCCUCAAAUCCAUCUGGUACAAGUUCAAAGACUCUGAUCCUAAACUGCGCACCAGAAAGAUUUACUUCUACUGGCUCUGCCGGGAAACCCACGCCUUUGAAUGGUUCGCUGACCUCCUACAGGUGCUGGAGAGAGAGAUGGAGGAGAGAGGAAUGGGGGAUUUCCUCACCUACAAACUCUAUCUGACUGGAUGGGAUCAGAGCCAUGCGACUCAUGUGAUGGUUCACUUUGAUAAGGACACUGAUGUGGUCACUGGGCUCAAGCAGAAAACUCACUAUGGCCGACCCAUCUGGGACAAAGAGUUUGAACAAGUCCGCAAAGAAAACCCCACGUCCAUUGUGGGAACUUUCUUGUGUGGCCCUGAAGCUCUUGCCAAAGUCCUGGAGAAGAAAUGUGUCAAAUACUCAGACGUGGAUCCUCGCAAGACCAAAUUUUACUUCAACAAGGAGAACUUCUAAGCAAUUAACUGACAAAUGAUAAAACUGUGAGGAAAACCAGUGCGACAUGAUGGGCGAGUUGCUGUAUGUUUCUGCACCUAUUCUGAAAGCACAGUGUGUCAUCAGUCUGUAGUGCUCAGGGAAAUGCUCGCUCUUCUCCAUUUUCCUAGAUGCAUUAAUGCAUCACUGAGGCUACACAUGCAUUUGUUAUAUUAAGUUGCAUUAUUGUAGUACUUGACUAAAGUUACAGGGGAAAUUUUUACUGUUACCAAGAUGAGGACCUCUAUGAACAUGAAGAUGUUGACCGAUCAUGUGGAAAACGCUCUUAUUUGCACAAAUAUAACAAAUCAAGAAAUUCUUCUUUGAAAAAUUAAAUACAAAAAUUAAACCUUUUGAUUUAUUAUCUGUUUUAGCUCUUAUGCAAAAUCUGUUAGCUGUCCCAAUCAUAUUUUCCACUCAAGACAAUUGAUUGCAUGCACUGUACAUAUUGUAUAGAACCUGUUUGUAAAUACGCAUGAAUGUAUACGGAAACAGGUUUACUGGAAAAACAUGUCAGUCAUUGAGCUCGUGAUCUUCUAAAGAUGUGGGAGACAAGUGAAGAGUUUUUAUUGUAAUGAAUUCUGA